Molecule: messenger RNA, 936 nt
Organism: Suillus paluster
Lineage: Eukaryota; Fungi; Basidiomycota; Agaricomycetes; Boletales; Suillaceae
Exons: 10
Coding region: 1-936 (311 amino acids)
Source: RefSeq, a predicted model, not a curated record
AUGCCUUUAAUGCAAUCACCGUUCCUGCUAGUCAUGGGGGUGUUCUUGGGAAAGGUUCCGCUCGAGCUCACCACCAACCCAUCUGCGUUGAUGUACCAGCCUCAGCCACCUUUGCUUCUGACUAUUCUCCAGGUUCCAGUGCCAGCACUAAGGGCAGCAAGAACAGUAUUACAAUGGGGCGUGCAUGAUAAUCUAGGAGUGCAAAGUGAUCGUCGCCUGCUGUGCACUGCGGCAGGGCCUCAAACUCCAGCCCUGCCCCAGUCUAAAUCGGGGCUAGUCAAAAUAAGCAUAAUGCCAAAUAAGUAUUCCCAUGUGAAAGCGGUCAUACAGAUUGUAGUCAAUGAGGCUCUACAUUAUAAACCCGCGGGUGGAAAGGUGGCUUUGAUGGCUGCAGUUAUUUCUGGCGAUGACGAGGGAAGCAAUGCUUCUUCUUCGAGCCAAUUGGUUGAGUUCAGCGUAACUGCCCCUGUUCGCAAACGGAGGAAGACGACUUUGCAUUUGUUCCUCCGCUUGCAGCAGUCUCCGGUGACAUCAGGUUCACCACAACCACUGCGAUGGCAUCCCUUCUAUAUCAUGGGUCGGAGCGUUGUACGGAGCUCUUCCGCUGCUGUCGAUGAGUACAAGGGAGAACGUGAGGAGGUUCACAUGUGCACUUUUGCACUUUUGCUUACACCUAAUGGACUUGUGCAUCCACUGAGGACAGAUAGCUGGUACCAAAGACAACAUGUCAACCGUGACAUGACUAUCGAGCUGGUGGUACAAGAUCAUCAAUGUAAACCUCACCUCAAGUCUGCCGUGGGUACCUGCGCCGUUUUCAACCGAGGGCGUGGAAGACAAGGCUGCAAAAUUGUGCUCAUCGGGAGCACGGCGGGCAGUCACUAUCAGCAAGAGUACGAAGUAGACUCGGAGCUGAAUCAGCUGAUCCCCACAAAUUGA